Schistosoma spindalis is the source of this 1221-nucleotide messenger RNA. NCBI's taxonomy places the organism in Eukaryota, Metazoa, Platyhelminthes, Trematoda, Strigeidida, Schistosomatidae. The record is from the annotation of a GenBank genome assembly.
AUGCCGGCUGAGAAAAUUACACAUUGUGGAAGUGACCGCAAAAUCGAAGAGCACAGUUUGCAAGCAGGUAUGGAACAUACAGAUACAGUUAAUAAAGACAACAGUACUACUGUGACGUUCCACUCUAAUACUGAUGUCAAUUCUGGGAAUUAUGUUACUGAUUUUGAUAAUAGAGUUGAAUGUUCAUUUUGCUGUGGCGAAAAUGCAGAGUCCGAAUCUGGUCAGCGGUCUUGUCAACAUUGGACUCAGGUGCGUCCAUCUAACACAAGGCAAGCACAAAAAAAGAAACUCAGAGGAAUUCAAAACGGCCAUCAUGAUCCUUCUCGUUAUACCAAUAGUCGAAAUACAAAAGAAAAUACAGAUAUACAACGUCCCACCGUUAACGGUAAUUCAAUUGAUGGACUAAGUAUGCGUAAUCCAAGUGAGACUAAUACUUCAAAUGCAGCGGCUUCACGCUUUAAAUAUGAUAGACCUUUGCAUUCAAGCAACAAAAAUGCACCAACAUCCAACACAGAACAGACUAAACCUGUAGCAUCUAAUUCAUCUUCUCCAGCCCCAUCUGUUUCUUCAGAUCUCCCAAAUGGACAUGACUUUAAUGAUAAUAGGACAUUCCCUCGAUAUGCGCAUAAAUCGUCACGUUCAUUUAGAUCAUCUACUCAAGCCAACGAGUCAGACGAUCUCAACAGUCAGCGUUCAAAUGCUUCACCUGUUACUGUUGGUGGAGCUAACACGAGAACCCGGGCUUCAGUGAGUCGAUAUAAUGUAAAUAUGUCGCCCCAGUCUGGGGUAAUCCCUACUGCAUACCAAAAUGGUCCUUUUGAUCAAUGGCGACGUCCUACUAAUAAUGGCAGUUUACGAAGGUCACAUCAACAGCAUUUCGUACCUCGUAAUACCAGUCAGUUUCACCGUUAUAAUGGACCGGCAACUCACCCUGGUCGACCUCAUCAGAACAAUUUCUCACGGAAUCGCACUUCAGGCUCUGGAAUGGGAGAUUCACCUCCCGUACAAGCAAACGACUCACCUAAUCCCGUUCUUAAUGAAUAUAAUCCACAACCUGAUUCAGUCCGAGAAGAUUUAAAAAAACCACAGACUUCUUGGGCAACUGUUGCAGUGGGUGUCCAAUGUGAACAGAAACUCUAUACAUCUAAAGAUAAUUCACGAGACCAACUAGUUAGUUUCCUGCUGGAACAAUGGCGCCGUUUUGAUCGAAAAUCGACCUAA